AUGUGUUUUCCUGUGUUCCAGAGCCUAGCCCAGCUAGAGAACCUGUGCAAGCAGCUGUAUGAGACCACAGACACUGCGACACGGCUGCAGGCAGAGAAAGCCCUGGUUGAGUUCACCAACAGCCCCGACUGCCUGAGCAAGUGCCAGCUGCUUCUAGAAAGAGGGAGUUCAUCCUACUCCCAGCUGCUGGCAGCUACCUGCCUUACCAAGCUCGUGUCACGCACAAACAACCCGUUACCGCUGGAACAGCGAAUAGAUAUCCGGAACUAUGUGCUCAACUACCUUGCCACGAGGCCAAAGCUGGCAACAUUUGUCACGCAAGCACUAAUCCAGUUGUAUGCCAGGAUCACAAAGUUGGGCUGGUUUGACUGUCAGAAGGAUGAAUAUGUCUUCAGGAACGUGAUCACAGAUGUCACAAGGUUUUUACAGGAUAGUGUAGAGCACUGCAUCAUAGGAGUGACAAUCCUGUCCCAACUAACUAAUGAAAUUAAUCAAGCGGAUACUACUCAUCCACUGACCAAGCACAGGAAAAUAGCCUCUUCCUUCCGUGAUUCGUCUUUAUUUGAUAUUUUCACACUGUCAUGCAAUUUACUGAAACAGGCUUCUGGGAAGAACCUGAACCUGAAUGAUGAGAGCCAGCACGGGCUGCUCAUGCAGCUGCUUAAGCUCACACACAACUGCCUGAACUUUGAUUUCAUUGGCACAUCAACAGACGAGUCCUCAGAUGAUCUUUGUACUGUGCAGAUCCCAACCAGUUGGAGAUCAGCAUUCUUGGAUUCUUCAACCCUUCAGUUGUUUUUUGAUCUUUAUCAUUCCAUCCCUCCUUCGUUUUCUCCUCUGGUUUUAUCCUGCCUGGUGCAGAUAGCCUCUGUGCGCAGAUCCCUCUUCAACAAUGCAGAGAGAGCAAAGUUCUUAUCUCAUCUCGUGGAUGGAGUGAAACGAAUACUGGAAAACCCCCAGAGUUUGUCAGACCCAAACAACUACCAUGAGUUCUGCCGGUUGCUGGCCCGGUUGAAAAGCAACUACCAGCUGGGAGAGCUGGUGAAGGUGGAGAACUACCCCGAGGUCAUCCGGCUCAUUGCCAACUUCACCGUGACCAGCCUGCAGCACUGGGAGUUUGCCCCGAACAGCGUUCACUAUCUGCUGAGCCUGUGGCAGCGCCUGGCUGCGUCAGUGCCCUACGUUAAAGCCACAGAGCCUCACAUGCUGGAAACAUAUACCCCAGAAGUCACAAAAGCUUACAUCACAUCCAGGCUGGAGUCUGUGCACAUCAUCCUGAGGGAUGGUUUGGAGGAUCCGCUGGAUGACACUGGCCUUGUACAACAGCAGCUAGAUCAACUGUCCACCAUCGGCCGGUGCGAGUACGAGAAGACCUGUGCUCUGCUCGUGCAGCUCUUUGACCAGUCAGCCCAGUCCUACCAGGAGCUGCUGCAGAGUGCCACCGCCAGCCCCAUGGACGUUGCUGUUCAAGAAGGACGCCUGACGUGGCUCGUCUAUAUCAUCGGGGCAGUGAUCGGUGGCAGGGUCUCCUUUGCCAGCACGGAUGAGCAGGAUGCGAUGGAUGGCGAGUUGGUCUGUCGGGUGCUGCAGCUGAUGAACCUGACGGACUCUCGCCUGGCGCAGGCAGGGAAUGAGAAGCUGGAGCUUGCCAUGCUGAGCUUCUUCGAGCAGUUCCGCAAGAUCUACAUUGGAGAUCAGGUGCAGAAGUCUUCCAAGCUCUACCGCCGCCUCUCAGAGGUCCUGGGGCUGAAUGAUGAGACCAUGGUCCUGAGCGUCUUCAUAGGAAAAAUCAUCACCAACCUGAAGUACUGGGGUCGCUGCGAGCCUAUCACCUCCAAGACGCUGCAGCUGCUCAAUGACCUCUCCAUUGGAUACAGCAGUGUUAGAAAGCUGGUGAAGCUGAGCGCCGUACAGUUCAUGCUGAACAAUCACACGAGUGAGCACUUUUCCUUCCUGGGCAUUAACAAUCAGUCCAACCUGACUGACAUGAGGUGUCGGACUACGUUCUACACUGCACUUGGGCGUCUUCUCAUGGUGGAUUUAGGGGAAGAUGAAGAUCAGUAUGAGCAGUUCAUGCUUCCCCUCACAGCUGCCUUUGAGACUGUGGCACAGAUGUUCAGCACAAAUACUUUCAAUGAACAAGAGGCAAAAAGAACUUUGGUUGGCUUGGUGAGAGACUUGAGGGGAAUAGCCUUUGCCUUCAAUGCCAAGACCAGCUUCAUGAUGCUGUUUGAGUGGAUUUACCCAUCCUACAUGCCAAUCCUGCAGCGGGCCAUUGAGCUCUGGUACCAUGACCCUGCCUGCACUACACCCGUCCUCAAACUGAUGGCUGAGCUGGUACAUAAUAGAUCCCAACGGCUGCAGUUUGAUGUGUCCUCACCCAAUGGCAUCCUGCUGUUCCGAGAAACAAGUAAAAUGAUAACUACAUAUGGAAAUCGUAUCCUAACGCUUGGGGAGGUCCCAAAGGAUCAAGUCUAUGCCUUGAAGCUCAAGGGGAUUUCCAUCUGCUUCUCUAUGCUGAAGGCUGCACUGAGCGGGAGCUACGUCAACUUUGGGGUCUUCCGGCUGUACGGGGAUGAUGCACUGGACAAUGCCUUGCAAACCUUUAUCAAGCUUCUGCUUUCCAUCCCUCACAGUGACCUCCUGGAUUAUCCCAAGCUCAGCCAGUCAUACUAUUCCUUGCUGGAAGUUCUUACCCAGGACCACAUGAACUUUAUAGCCAGUCUGGAGCCCCAUGUAAUCAUGUACAUUCUCUCUUCCAUUUCAGAAGGUCUCACUGCACUAGACACCAUGGUUUGCACAGGCUGCUGCUCCUGUUUGGACCACAUUGUCACCUAUCUCUUCAAGCAACUCUCUCGCAGCACCAAGAAGAGGAGCACUCCUCUGACCCAGGAGAGCGACCGCUUCCUGCACAUCAUGCAGCAGCACCCGGAGAUGAUUCAGCAGAUGCUGUCAACAGUGCUGAACAUCAUUAUCUUUGAGGACUGCAGGAACCAGUGGUCAAUGUCACGGCCUCUGCUUGGCUUGAUACUGCUCAAUGAGAAGUAUUUCUCCGACUUGAGGAACAGCAUAGUGAACAGCCAGCCCCCGGAGAAGCAGCAGGCGAUGCACCUCUGCUUUGAGAACCUCAUGGAGGGCAUCGAACGCAACCUCCUGACCAAGAACAGGGACAGGUUCACACAAAACCUGUCGGCAUUCAGGCGGGAGGUGAACGACUCCAUGAAGAACUCCACCUACGGCGUCAACAGCAACGACAUGAUGAGCUGACGUCUCCUAGGCCCACCUGUACAGAGCAGCAUCUCUUUGGCCUGGCCCAGAGGGGUAACCAUUUCCGAUGGAAAGAAAAGAGGGUGUUUCUAAAUCCCUGCUCUUCCCCCAGGGCUGGAUUGCGGCCCACCCGUACUCCACAUCCCACGGGAGGAGGGAACAGGAGGGGUUGUUGAGCUCACCAGGGCAGGGUGCUUCUGUUUCCAUGGGAAGGGGGUGGAAGGGCAUAAAGCCAAGUGCAAGAAUCCAACGUCUCCCUACCCGAAUGUCUGCGUGGAACGCCAGCGCUCUGCUGCAGUCUGCCUUGUAUAAAACAUGUACAUUUUUUCAUAACAUUUUGAACAAGGUUUAUAUUGACUCAGUUUAA
Molecule: messenger RNA, 3634 nt
Organism: Nestor notabilis (Kea)
Lineage: Eukaryota; Metazoa; Chordata; Aves; Psittaciformes; Psittacidae
Gene: XPO7
Product: exportin 7
Exons: 27
Coding region: 1-3267 (1088 amino acids)
Biological process (GO): protein export from nucleus
Cellular component (GO): nuclear pore; cytoplasm
Molecular function (GO): nuclear export signal receptor activity; small GTPase binding
Source: RefSeq, a predicted model, not a curated record